AUGCCCUUCCUAGAAUUGCCGGUAAAAGCGAGAAUCCAACCCUCACCAUACCACAAGGCAUCAAUAACAAGAAACUCUUCACGCUUGCACGCAAGACAAAUUUCGAAUUUACAGAGGAAGGACGGCACACGAACAAUCAAAUGUGACGAGUUCUUGCGGCUGCUAAUAUACUCGCAAACACAGGAGGCCAGUCUGUCCGCAUGUGUGCCUAAUAUCAAACGGAUCUACUGCACGAACAAAGACUAUCCCAGGCAGUGUCAGCUUUCUGUAGAGGCAGUGAUUGUUAAGCGAGAGAUGCUGAGAGAAAUCUGUACUCUAGAACGUAGGUCUCUUCGUAAAGCAUCGUUUGGUCUUGAAGGUGUGUAUGAAUCUGACAGCGUUAUGGACUACCAUGGCUUCAACCGCCCUCGUCCGACCCUCAACGUCGAGUCAGAGACCAGCAUUGACAAGGCUUCCUCUUGA
Nannizzia gypsea CBS 118893 is the source of this 462-nucleotide messenger RNA. RefSeq lists its product as hypothetical. The transcript has a single exon. The record is from RefSeq and is a predicted model, not a curated record. The coding region runs from base 1 to 462 and encodes 153 amino acids. Lineage: Eukaryota; Fungi; Ascomycota; Eurotiomycetes; Onygenales; Arthrodermataceae.